GGAGGAAUAUUUAUUGACAGAUUUCGGAAAAAUCCACCUCAUUGUGGACCUCUGAGUUUUGAUAUCUGCUUCAAUUUCUUAUCUUUUAAGUGACUAAAUUUUAACUUGUAUUCAAUUAUUUUCUAAGGUGGUAGUUAUGUCUAAAUUGCAAGAAAAUAAUUCCACUGAGGAACCCAACAGCACAACUUCAUCCAAGGAUUCAACUCCUGAAGCUGUUGCAACAUCGUCUGGAGAUAUUUCCAUUGAAGUUUCACAAGAUGAAAGUAGUUCAUCAGACACUUGCUCUAAAUUUCCAAAAUCAGAUGACACCUCGGGUAAAUGCACUCCAGCAUCCAGUGACAAAUCAACAACUGAGAGCAAAUCUGAUGAGAGAGAAGAAGAUACAUCUUCACCCUCAGGUUCAGAAUGUACCAUUAGACCAGCGGUACCAUUUAGGGUCACCUCUCCGCAUGGAACUGUCACCUCUGGUGAACCAUCAAAUCCUUGGGGCAAAUCUCCAGCUAAGCCAAUUUUACAACCAUCUUUACUGGCCAAACCAAAACUGAAUUCAUUUUCUGGAGAGGCUACAGCAAGUCUCAGUCCUUUUGUCUUAAACCCACCAAAACUGCAGAACCCAUUUGCCAAAAGUUUUAAUGGCACAGGUCUAGUAGAAAAUGUGGACGUUACCUCUAGCUCUGAAGUUUCCUCGUCAGGUGACUGUGGGAGUAAAGAAAAAGGGUCACAGGAAAACAAGGAAAGUAAAGUAAGCUCCUCGGGUUCAUCACACGUUUUUGUUCCUUUAGCAACAGCACCAUCUACUGUUGUUCAGACAACGCCUAUUCAACCGGCAACACCAUCUCGUUUUGUUUUUGGUCAAAACCUUCAUGAAAGAGUCGCUAUUCCACAGGAAACUACAGAAGCCGCAGCACCAGAAUCUUCCAGGUUAGAACAGUCGUCAGAGGCAAAUGCUAGUUCAAGUCAGGAAGAUGGCAAUGUUGCAUCCAAAACUAAUGGUACCACAUCACAAAUGCUGUUCUCGUCUGUGCUGCAGAAAGAAUCCAUCGAUAACAAAUCUAAUGAAACAAGUGAAAGAAAAUCCCUAAGUGAAGCUGCAAGAGAGUAUGAAGAAGCUCGAGCUGUAAAGAGGAAAUAUGAAGAAGUUCAAGUUGUCACUGGAGAAGAAGAAGAAAGCAAUGUCCUUCAGAUAAAUUGCAAAUUAUUUGCUUUCAAUAAUGAAAAUGGAACAUGGACCGAGAGAGGAAGAGGGACUCUGCGAGUUAAUGACAAAGAAUCCGGAAGUAAAUUGACAUCAUCCAGAGUCGUUGUUAGAACAGUCGGCAACCUUAGAGUUGUUCUUAACACCAAGAUCUGGUCUGAGAUGACUAUUAAAAAAUCAAGCGAAAAGAGCGUUCAAAUCACUGCCAUGGACAAUUCUGGACUCAUCAAAAUUUUCCUCAUCAUGGCUAGUCCUAAAGAUGCAGAUCAGUUGUAUAAAGCCUUAGAGUGGAGAGUAUCUAAUCAAAAAAAAUUAGCAGCCAAUGAAACCGUUUCAGCAGCAAAGAAAGUUUGUCCACCUGAAAAAGAAACAAUUGAAACAGAAUAAGUGAUUUUGACCUAGAAGAAGAAGAAAAAAACCAUUGCAGACACAAAAAACUUGGCUUUGCAAGGUGUAUCAGCUAUUUGCAUUAUCAUCAGCACAACAUUGAGUCAUCAAUUUACCUUAUCUUUUCCCUCCAAUUUUUUUCUUUCUAUCCUCUUUUUUUUUACUUAUUUAUUUAAUUAUUCAUUUUGACUUACUCUUAAAAUGGAACUGAAUCAAUCAUUGUUGAAAUUGCUGAUGCAUUUAAGUUUUAAAUCCCAAGGUAAUAGCUAAGUUAAAGUCUUGAUUUUAACUUCACGUUUUGCAUCAUCUUUCUUUUCGUUUGUACUUUUUCUCUUAGUUCUUUUUGUAAUCUAGGUUCUGUGGGGAAGAAUGCAUGAUCUCUUGAGGUAUAAUGAGCGAAUGAUCUAGAGCUUAUAUGCCCUCUUUUCCUUUGAAAAGAUGUCCUGUAAUCUGAUAGGAAUUAAAAUUUCAAGAAUUAGUGAAUUUAAAUGGCUAGUAACUAUAAUAGUAUUUGAGGAACUUAAUUUGCUAAUCUUUUGAUCAUGAUAAGGGGGUAAAUAUUUUCCUCUGCGAAUCUGUGUAAUAGAAUUGUACUUUAUGACAUUAUAUGAUAUGUGUUCAUGCAGAUUGAUCAGUUGUAAUUUCUUGGUUCUGAAGCCUGAGUCUGUCCUUGGUGAUCUAAAUGAAUUUUUCACUGGUGAAGUAACUGUAAUUUUGCAUUUAUUGAUUCAUUGUUGGAUGGUAUCUUUUAAUUUCACAUUGCUAAAAGUUAAUUGAAAGUUCAGCAUGCUUCUCUUUUUAAUGAAAAAAAGAAGAAAUUAAAUUAAAUCAUAUUUUCCACUCUGUUUGCCGUAAAUGCUUCAACACAAGAAUUUUUGUUACUGCAUACAUUUUCCAUUUUAGGAACAAUGUCAGAGGGAAAGGAUUUAGGAUAUUUUAACCACAGAAAAAAAUGGAUGGAGACGCUUUUAAGUAGCAAGAAGAAAUGCGACCUCUUUCCUAAAAAACAGCCGAAAACAAAUAUUGUUCAAAACAUUUAAAAUUAGGUUUAAUUUUAACAGAUUGAUAGAACUCAGAACUCUGAAGGAAGUACAUAUUUGGUUUAUCUAAGAUACAUUUUAUUAAAGUAUGUUUGGCACUGAGUUUUGCAAUCAAAUUCCAUUAAAAAUUAAACCCAUCUGGAGAUUGAUGGAAACCUUAUUCAUAUAGACUCCUUUUCUCCGAGUCUAAUUAUUAUCGACAAAUUUCAAUGUGCACACUCAUAAUUAAUUAUUCUCAAAGUGUGUUUUGAAGAGUGAACCUCUGUUUUUAUCUUAAGUUUUGACAAAUGUCUCUCAAAUGUUUCACGAAAACUUAAACAAGCAUGUGUGGAGUUGAAAAAUGUUAGAAACUUAUCGCUUAAGUACCUAUGUUGAUUCCUAUUCAUACCAUGUUCUUUUCUUAAUUUUUUGUAUUCUUGUCUCUGUUUUUGUUUCUUCUUCUAAUUGUGUAAAUAUGCUCAGUCUAAGGCUGCCCAUAGUUUUGUAAUGUUCUGAUACCAUUUGAAUUCCCUUUCAUCUCCAUGUACAAAAUGUAAUUUCCACCUUUGUACAGAAAUCAAAUUAUCCAUAAUUUCUGCUUUCUAAACUUGUCAACAAUUAUAACAAUUGUAAAAGGAGCUGUAUAUUUAACCAUUGAUUAUGAUUAUACGUUUCAAACGAAAUAGGCAAAUUCUGAUAAGUACUGCAGGUAUACAAAACUCUGAGACCGACACCUCAAUUUGCAAGUUAUUUCAACACCAUGCAUUAGUUUUAUGGUAAACUUAUCAUCGUUAGGAGAAAAUAUAAAUGAAUUUUUCUCCUAAGGUCAAGAAAAUGUUUUAAAAAUCUUGAGCAAUAAAAAGAAAAAUAAUAAAUAAACAAAUUAAAUUAAAUUGAAAGCCAUAAUUUUGAGAUGUUGCAAUUGUUCACUUAAAUGCGUUUAAGAAAUAAUAGAGUCUGUUUUUAGAGUUUACUCAUCUACAUUGGUAGUAAAAACCAUAAAUAAAUCAAUUAAACAUGUUGGUGUGGGACGUUACAAACUUCCAAUCAUAAUUUCUAUUUAUGCAGGAAACUCAACUCUGUUUAUUUGUGAAAUUUCAUGCGAAAGUAUAAUUUACUUUCCUUUAAAAAAUAUAAAACCAGAGAGAACAUUUUAAAACCCUUAAUUUGAUCUAGGUACAUGCUCUUUUUUUUCUAUUUUGACCAUUUACGUGCAAAUAUCUCGAACGAAAAACAAGGGAUAAUGUUCUAUUCAACUUGAAGGAAAAAAAGAGUAGCCUUCUAUGUAUAAACAAUACCCCUAAAACAUCUAUCUGCUACGAGAAAAAUUCUACAAAACAAUUGGAUACCAUUCAAUGUAACAUAAUCACUUAGAAAAUGAUAGAUUUGAAAAAUAGCCAACAAACAGAACAGUCACUUAUUUUUAGGUUGAUAGUUUCCAUUUUGAUUGUGAUAAUACCAAUUUAAGGAAAAAUAUGAUAUGAUGUGUAACAGAAGUAAAUAAAAAUAAACGAAAAUUUAUUUUACCUGAAAA
Molecule: messenger RNA, 4135 nt
Organism: Bemisia tabaci
Lineage: Eukaryota; Metazoa; Arthropoda; Insecta; Hemiptera; Aleyrodidae
Gene: RanBP3
Product: ran-binding protein 3
Biological process (GO): protein export from nucleus
Source: RefSeq, a predicted model, not a curated record